Balaenoptera acutorostrata (minke whale) is the source of this 940-nucleotide messenger RNA. RefSeq names its product G protein signaling modulator 3 (gene GPSM3). Gene Ontology annotation, biological process: regulation of inflammatory response. The coding region runs from base 97 to 585 and encodes 162 amino acids. Lineage: Eukaryota; Metazoa; Chordata; Mammalia; Artiodactyla; Balaenopteridae. The record is from RefSeq and is a predicted model, not a curated record. Gene Ontology annotation, molecular function: protein binding; GTPase regulator activity. The transcript has 4 exons.
CCCCUUUCAGCCCCUACUCCCCUCAGGAACUCAGGGUUCCGGCCCUCCUCCCAAAUCCCAGCUACCCCUCCCCCAUCGGUUUCUCCCCUCCAGGGGAUGGAGGCUGAGAGACCCCAGGAAGAAGAGGAUGGUGAGCAGCAUCAGGGCCCCCAUCAGGAUGAGCAUGGCUGGCCCCCUGUGAACACCAGCAAUCGGCCUUGGCGAUCUGCUCCUCCGUCCCCUCCUCCUCCAGGGUCCCGCCACACAGCCCUGGGGCCCCGCUCGGCCUCCCUGCUCUCCCUGCAGACUGAGCUCCUUCUGGACCUGGUGGCUGAGGCCCAGUCCCGCCGCCUAGAAGAGCAGAGGGCCACCUUCCAUCCCCCCCAGAACCGUCCAAGCCUAGGCCGAGCCCUGCCCCGGCCUCUUGAGGACAGAGAACAGCUCUACAGCACCAUCCUCAGUCACCAGAGCCAGCGGAUGGAAGCCCAGCGGUCAGAGCCUCCCUUACCCCCAGGGGGACAGGAGCUCCUGGAGUUGCUGCUGAGAGUUCAGGGUGGGGGUCGAAUGGAGGAGCAAAGGUCCCAGCCCCCCACACACACCUGCUGAGACUUGAGCCCCACCAGCCCCUCUGCACUCCUGGGGCUCAAAAGCUGGGCAGCCCACUGCAUGCCCUCAACCCUGCCAGGCAGGGGCACCAGAGACUGGAAGACCCAGCAGAAAUCUCAAUAUUCAUCCACCUUUCCUGGGAACUGGAGCGGGUGAAAGUCCUCAAACCCUGGGAAUAGUCAAGGUAGGAUGGACAUUCAACUCCCUCCAUGACCAAGUAUGUAGGAGCUUGAGGCCAUGAGAGGAUCCCAGCCACAGUGGGACACCUCACCCUCUCCUCUGAUCUCAGGGAGUGGCUGGGAGUCUUGGUCCUGAACUGUGGGGACACCCCCAGUAGUCAAGCCACCAGGCAGGA